CUACAGAUACCACAACAACUCCGCCUGACACAUCCACAAAAUCAACUAUACUUACCACAACACCUAUGCCUGACACAUCCACCAAGUUAGCAACAGGUUCCGCAACAACUGUGCCUGACACAUCUACAAAAUCAUCUACAGAUUCCACAACACCUGUGAUUGAGACAUCCACAAAAUUAGCUACAGAUACCACAACACCUGUGGCUGAGAUAUCCACAAAAUCAGCUACAGAUACCACAACAACUGUGCCUGACACAUCCACCAAGUUAGCUACAGGUUCCGCAACAACUGUGCGUGACACAUCCCCAAAAUCAGCUACAGAUGCCACAACAGCUGUGCCUGACACAUCCACAAAAUCAUUCACAGAUACCACAACAACUGUGCCUGACACAUCCACAAAAUCCGACAACACCAGUACCACUUCAGGAAUAAUCACCACGAGAACUGUCGCAGAAACCACAUCGACUUCUGUGGACACCACCACAAUGAGAACAGUAGCCACUACAACAUCAGCUCGGAUAGGCAACAGCACAACUAACGCGUACACCACCACAAAAUCCGCCCCGGAAACCACCACAACCACAGCUACACCUGCGGACACCAUCACAAAGACUGCUGUGGACACCACAACAACUUUCGCCGGCACCACCCAAAAAUUUGUAGCAGAAACCACCUCAACGACUGUGUCAGACACAAGUGUAUCUGGUGAGGACACCACAACAACUCAUGUACCUGAUACUGUCACAACAGCUUUGCCAGACACAUCCACAACAUCGGCUAGGAAUACUACUGCAACGGCAGUUGCGCCCACUACUACAACACCACCUGUGUACUCCUCCGCAACAACUUCCGUGCUCAGCACCACACUUAUUACCUCAAUGGGUGCUGCCAAGACCACCACAGCUGCAGUGGACGUUACAUCGACGGUAGCAGACACCACAGCAACAAGUGCAGGAGUCAUCACUACAACGACUGCCGCCACGACGACUACUGCGGACACCACCAGGACAACAAGAGCGGACACCUCCACAACAUCUGCAGCUGUCACUACUACAACAGUUGUUCAGCCCUCCACAAUAAUAAUAACACCUGUAGCCACCACAACAACAGGCCUUGCAGACAUCACCGCAACGACUGAUGCGGACACAACCGUAACUGAUGAGGACACCACAUCAACGACGAUGGUGGACACUUCUGCAACGAUUGCUGUGGAUGCCACCACAACUACUGUCGUCGACACAGCAACUACCGCUGGAGAGACCACAACUACUGUGGUAGACAAAGCAAGUACUACUUUAGAGACCACACGAACAGCUGUGGCGGACAUCACAACGACUGCAACUAUUGUUGCAGACACCACCAAAACGACUGCAAGAAGCACAAUUACAACUGCAACAGACACCACAACAACCACUGUGGCCAACACGAUAGCCUUAAGGGCAUUCGGCGUUGAAAACGGAGAUGCUACCCUCACUGGGGAUGACCAACUGGCGAUGGUAUCCGUCAAAGACAGCUUGCCAACUUACGAUUCGUCAGUUAACCGGGUGUACAUCUCGACGAACGGCUAUAUGUCGUUGGGUACAGCGUUUAACGGCUUCACCCCUCAGCCUCUGGAUACCGUUACUGCACGUGACAUAAUCUGCCCUUUUUGGGCGGACGCAAUGACUAUUCCCGAAGGCAAUUCAGCCGUGUAUUACAGAGUUUUAAACAAAUCGUUCAAAGUGAAAGGCUACAGUUUCACUCAAGGUGACAUCUUUAAAUUUGUGGACAGUGAAAUUAGGGCCAGGAGAAACGUGACGGAUUUCGAGGCUCGAUGGCUGUUAAUAACAACAUGGUAUAGAAUGAUUCCAUAUGGAGCCACUCACCGUGUCGAGACAACCACGUUUCAGUCCAUGGUUGUAACAGAUCAUGUCAGAUCGUUCGUGUUCUUUCUUUACCCUAACGGCGAGAUGAAAUGGCCAGAGAACAACAUAGACGGCCUUCCAGUCGUCGGAACGCGCUCAUCCAUCAACAUUAUCAAGAACUUCUAUUCGCAGAAAAUAAGAGCCUUGCGAAUAAGCGAUUAUCCUGGAAACACGGGCAUCAAUGGGUAUUACCUCCACCGCCUGGACUCCGGACAAGCCGCUGCUGUCUCCGGGCCAGCCUCGAGCUGUACGCAGUGGUACGCUAACGAGUACCAGUACCGCGACGUGGCGAUCACUCUGGACCGAUUCCUACCAGUCUGCCCCUGCUCUCUGUUCAUGGCUCGGAGGGACUGGCGCUUUGGGUUGGACCCCGUGCUAAGCCUGCGCAACGGUGGUGUCUGCUUUUUCACUAACUUUGCCGCUGCCGGAUCUAGGAGAUGCUGCUAUUUCUGGAGCGGGGCUCUUGACGCCUCGCCCAUAUCGGGAGGCUCUGUGUCCCGCUUCCACCCCACACUCCACCCACAGAUAUACUACACCCAGGAAGUACUACCGAGGCUUUGGUGUUGCGAGCAAUCGAAUCUCUGCGAUUACUACAGGCAACUCAGGCCAUCCGACAACUGCGCUUUUUACUCACCAUUGGUAACAGCUCUGUUCUGGGGCGAUCCACACAUACUUACCAUUGACGGACUCGCCUACACGUUUAACGGUUGGGGCGAGUACACUCUACUGGAAAUACGCAGCAAGAGCGACAACUCUCUUCAGCUUGGUGUACAAGCGCGCACUGAUCGGAUUAUAGACAGCUCUGGCAACUAUACUGAGGCCACCAUUUUUACCGCGUUUGCAGCCAGAGAUUUCAAGAGUAGUUCGUCAGUGCACAUUGAACUAAAUGGCAAUAAAGACGGUUUGAACGUGUACGGCAAUGGUGUGGAUUACUCAUUGGCUUACAAGGAUGAUUCGAGUUUUGCUGUCCCACUUGACGGCCUAACACUCAGAAAAGUUGGAAAUAACAGUCUUAUUGCGUCGUUUGGCAUAGGUGUCAGUCUCAAUGUUACAACCACCCGGGGUCUGCUGGGUGUCGUGGACAAGAACCCCUCAAAUGACUUCAGUCCCAACGGAACGGUUUUCCCAGCUAACAUGACAGAGUCUGAGAUAUUUCACAACUUUGGGGGGGCCAUCGAUCCGAACAGGUCGUAUUUUUUCUAUCGGAACGGCCAGGGACCAGCAAACUUCACCCACCCAGAAUUCAUUCCCAUGUUCCUAACGGAUUUCCCAGAAGAGCGCCAGAGAGAGGCUGAGAGGCGUUGUGGCAACAAUACAGAGUGCCAGUUUGACUUCCUGGCAACCGGAAACGAACAAAUCGCUCUGAACACCAAGAUCGUGAAGGAAGACGAGGACGCAGUAUCUGUGGUUUUAGCUAACAACAUUCCCGUUGUGUCUGCUGACGCAGUGGUUGGAGUGACCCUCAAUGAGUCAAUUACAAUCUCGGUAAAUACCACUGAUCAGGAUGGUGACAAUGUGACAGUGUAUCUCCUGUCCGACCCAGGUACGGCUACUGUGGAGCGUGUUGGUGACAACAGGGCUGUGGUACGCUUCACACCAAUAUCUCUUCAGCCCAAGCCCCUCAGUAUCGGUGCCACUGACGGGAGAGGCGGAGAAGCCCCGCCGAUUGUUAUCGAGAUCCAUAUCUGUAGUGGCUGUAGCAAUCAUGGCAAGUGUGAUUUCACGGAAGUCCCCAGGACGGAAGUGGAUGCGAACGGAAAUGACACGAUCAGCUACAUUGAACUUCUCUGUGAAUGUGACGCGGGUUGGACAGGAAACGACUGCAGCGAGGACAUGGAUGCUUGUAGUCAACUGCCCUGCCCUACGGGCACAACAUGCACCGACUUGACACCGGCGGAAGAAGCGUCUCUGGGGGUCGGGUAUAACUGUAGCCAGUGCCCACAAGGAUUUGUGCUUAACGGCAGUAAAUGUACAGAUGUAAACGAGUGUGACAGAUCGCCAUGUGAGCAGUCGUGUACGAACACAAGGGGCAGUUUUACGUGUUCCUGCGUGGAAGGCUACAUCUCCUUUAACACUACGUGCCUGGAUAUAAAUGAAUGUGCCGAGGAGACAAGCGGAUGUGAGCAUAUCUGUAUGAACAACAAGGGCACUUUUAUUUGUCAGUGUUUCGAGGGAUUCCGUCUCAACUCAGAUAAGAAGACUUGUGAAAAGAUCCCUGAUGUAGACCCUUGUGCUUCGGCCGACAUCAGCUGUGACUACGCUUGUCGUGUAAACGACGGAAAUGCCACUUGUAUCUGCAGGAACGGUGAAGCUCUGGGAGCAAAUGGAACAUGUCACGAUGUCGAUGAGUGUGUGACGAGUGCGCCGUGCGCACAGGGAUGUAUAAACACCCCGGGCAGUUUCCGGUGCUCGUGUAACCCUGGUUACCAGCUGAAGUACGACAGCAGGAGUUGCCAAGCCUGUGACGACUUCCACUGGGGUGAAGGGUGUAGAGAAGAGUGUGGGUGCCUAGCGCACACUGUGCGUUGUGACCCUGUUAUAGGAUGCGUGUGUGAGCCUGGGUUUAGCGGCCGGUACUGUGACCAGGAUGUGAAUGAGUGUCUCAGCGUUCAUUGUGGUGUCAACGAGAUUUGUGUCAACACUGUGGGCAGUUACAGGUGCGAUUGCAAGCCAGGGUAUAGCAAUGGAAGCGGAACGUGCAAAGAUAUAGAUGAAUGUGAGAGGCUUGACCUGAACACCUGCGACCAGAAGAAAGCUGUUUGUGUGAACACCUUGGGAAACUUUACCUGUAGGUGUAAACCCACUUACACUGGUCCCGGAGAUAACUGUACAGAUAUAGAUGAAUGUGAAUUGAACAUCCACAGUUGCCAGCAAGUCUGCGAGAAUACAGAAGAUGGGUAUAACUGCAAAUGUCACCAAGGGUUCGUUCUGAAUGAUGACAGGAGGUCGUGUACCAACGUGGAUAAUUUGUGUGGAGAUCGCGCAGACUCGUGUGAGCACUUCUGUUUGGUGCAAGAUGGACAGACCUUUUGCCAGUGUACUAAGGGUUAUAAACUCUUCAACGAUACUGCUUGUGAGGAUGUCAAUGAAUGCCUGUAUAAUGGAACUUGUAGUGGAGGUUGUGAAAACAAUGUCGGGAGCUACAAAUGUACCUGUCCAGUGGGUUUUCGGUUGGAAAAUGACCGCACAACUUGCACAGAGUGUGACGCGUUCCACUGGGGUGUUGGUUGUCAGAACCUGUGUAACUGUGGUCAGGGACAGGACUUCUGUAACAGUACCACUGGCUGCGUGUGUCUUGGCGGCUGGGAGGGAGAGUUGUGUGAUGUGGACAUAAGAGAAUGCGAUACCAACCCGUGUGCCUCACUCCAGAUAUGUCAGGAAGUUCCUGGCUCGUACAGGUGCAACUGUCCGACAGGAUUCACUGUCAAUACCACUGACCCCACUGGAUGCUCAGAUGUUGACGAAUGCACCCGUGGCCUGCACACCUGUGCACAGAUCUGUGUCAACACUGACGGCGGUUAUGAGUGUAGCUGUACACCUGGAUUCCAUGAUGUCAAUCAUGACGGCAGAAUCUGUGAAGAUGUUGAUGAGUGUGUUCAAGGGAACAACUGUGAACAGCUUUGUACCAAUACCCCAGGUCGAUAUAGGUGUAACUGUUUCGAAGGGUUCACUGUGAAAGACCUGAACAAAUGCGUGCCAGAUCUUGCGAUUGGUCAAUGUAACAACUUUACCCACACUUGUAGUUACGGAUGUCGACUUGUUGGCGGAAACACGACGUGCUUUUGUAGCUCAACCCAACUUCUUCUUGACGAUGGACUGUCUUGCCAAGAGAACCGCUUCAGAGUACAGGCCCUUCUUAGCGUGAACGGUUCAUACAGAGAAGAUUACAACGACCCAUUUUCCACAGUUUAUCUGAAAAAAGUAACAGAGUACGAACAAGCGCUAUUAAAGGUGUACUCGUGGAUAUCCGAUGUCGUUGGUGUUGUUGUAAGCAGUUUAAGGAAUGGCUCUUUAGAUAUCGAACACGAAGUUGUGUUCAAAUCUCCUGUCAGUGCAAACCAGACCGAGUCAGUCAGGAUGGCUCUUCUGACGGCUUACGUGGAGAAGGCUACCAUAACUGUAGAUAGAACCACGGAGACGAUCACCGAAGUUCCCAGACUAGUGGCUAGCGAUGGCUCAGAGUACCCAGUCCAAGAUGAUUUGACGUGUAAUGUAAACCCGUGUAAUCUGUUUGAAAGCUGCACAAACACGACUGAUGGGGUAAUAUGCAUAUAUACUCCAGUUGUGACUUCAAGCUCAACCGUUACCACAACAACACCUAGUACGAGUUAUCGUACAACAACAACCCAGUCUUUCAGUAUGAAACCCUCUUUACUCACUUCCGCCUCUUCGCCACUAACCCUGCCUUUUACAACCCAAAUUACCAGUGUGUCAACUGACUCACCAUUUUCAUUAACGCCCACUAGUACUGUUGAAACUCCCUCUGCCUCUAAGACUACCUCUCAGUCAAUUGUCGGGCGUACCACAACUACUACGGCAUCACCAAUGUUUGGGUCGACUUCAACUCGCAAGACAUCGACUUCCCAAUCAACUGUUGGACGUACUACCACAGCUGCUUCUUCCCAAACAAAUGUGGGACGUACCACAGCUACUCCUCUGAUGACAUCUUUCACUUCCAAGCUAUCAACCUCCAAAGCAACUGCCGGGCGUACCACAGCUACGUCUGAACCCACAGAUACAUCUGGAUCAACCUCAACUCCCAAGCCGUCUAUUUCCCAAUCAACUGCCGGACGUACCACAGCUACCUCUGUAGUGACCUCCACAUCUGGGUCAGCUUCAACUUCCAAGCCAUCAAUUUCCCAAUCAACUGCCAGACGUACCACAUCUACCCGUGUAAUGACAUCCACGUCUGGAACAACUUCUACUCCCAAGUUAUCAACCUCCAAAUCAACUGCCGGACGUACCACAACAGCUUCUGUAAUAACAUCCACAUCUGGGUCAGCUUCAACUCCCAAGCAGUCGACUUCCCAAUCAACUGUCGGACGUAGAACAGCUACAUCUCUAAUGACAUCCACGUCUGGAACAACUUCUACUCCCAAGUUAUCAACCUCCAAACCAACUGUCCGACGUACCACAACAACUUCUGUAUUGACAUCCACAUCUGGGUCAGCUUCAACUCCCAAGCAAUCGACUUCCCAAUCAACUGUCGGACGUAGCACAGCUACAUCUCUAUUGACAUCCACGUCUGGAACAACUUCUACUCCCAAGUUAUCAACUUCCAAACCAACUGUCGGGCGUACCACAGCUACAUCUUUACUGACAUCCACAUCUGGGUCAGCUUCAACUCCCAAGCAAUCGACUUCGCAUUCAACUGUCGGACUUAGCACAGCUACAUCUGUAUUGACAUCUACAUCUGGAUCAACUUUUACUCCCAAGUUAUCAACUUCCAAAACAACUGUCGGAUCUACCACAACAACUUCUGCAAUAACAUCCGCAUCUGUGUCAGCUUCAACUCCCAAGCAAUCGACUUCCCAAUCAACUGUCGGACGUAGCACAGCUACAUCUCUAUUGACAUCCACGUCUGGAACAACUUCUACUCCCAAGUUAUCAACUUCCAAACCAACUGUCGGACGUACCACAGCUACAUCUUUACUGACAUCCACAUCUGGGUCAGCUUCAACUCCCAAGCAAUCGACUUCGCAUUCAACUGUCGGACUUAGCACAGCUACAUCUCUAUUGACAUCUACAUCUGGAUCAACUUUUACUCCCAAGUUAUCAACUUCCAAAACAACUGUCGGAUCUACCACAACAACUUCUGUAAUAACAUCCGCAUCUGUGUCAGCUUCAACUCCCAAGCAAUCGACUUCCCAAUCAACUGUCGGACGUAGCACAGCUACAUCUCUAUUGACAUCCACGUCUGGAACAACUUCUACUCCCAAGUUAUCAACUUCCAAACCAACUGUCGGACGUACCACAGCUACAUCUUUACUGACAUCCACAUCUGGGUCAGCUUCAACUCCCAAGCAAUCGACUUCGCAUUCAACUGUCGGACUUAGCACAGCUACAUCUCUAUUGACAUCUACAUCUGGAUCAACUUUUACUCCCAAGUUAUCAACUUCCAAAACAACUGUCGGAUCUACCACAACAACUUCUGUAAUAACAUCCGCAUCUGUGUCAGCUUCAACUCCCAAGCAAUCGACUUCCCAAUCAACUGUCGGACGUAGCACAGCUACAUCUCUAUUGACAUCCACGUCUGGAACAACUUCUACUCCCAAGUUAUCAACUUCCAAAACAACUGUCGGACGUACCACAACAACUUCUGUAUUGACAUCCACAUCUGGAUCUGAAUCAGUUGCCACUCCCAACUCUUUCACUUCCCAAGCCACUCCCGGACCUACCACUGUCGCUUUUGUAUCAACAGCUACAUCUGGGUCAAUGUCUACAUCAACAUCGGCGCCAAGGCUGUACGACGUGAGCGGUGGCGACUCUGUAUACGGUGACGAUGUUCUAAGUCCAGCAAUAGAAGUUCCCUUAGGAUUUGUGACAGAAGACACAAGAGAGACAAAUCUGUUUCAACAAAUGGAUAUGUGUCCCCUGGGCUCCUCCUUCAAUGGAUUCAACGCAAGAACAUUCCCUGUGAUGGGCAGUGGGGUUAAACUGAUUUGCCCCUUCUGGGCAGAUGCCCAAACUUUGUCAGCCAAUGAUUCUCUAUCUGUCGUCGUCUAUCGUGUGUUUGAGAAAAACUUCAACACAAAACAACACUUUCCAACUGGUGCUGGCCACAGACUUUUCCGCUCUUUUGCUGUAUUUGUCUAUGAUCAUGGCCGGAUGUGGUGGGAUGAUUCGGAGCCGGAAAAAAGGCCAGUUAUUGGUUAUCAGCUAAGUGAUUCUGUGUUCUUCACGUCGCCUUAUUCUAACCUGCCUGAAGCUUACCGCAUGGACCAAGUUGUAGGAAACUCAGGUUUUAAAGGCUACUGGAUGUUUCAGUUGAACAACGUUAAAAAUGAGCGAACGAAUUACGUGGCUCUCUGCAGAUCCUGGUAUGAUAAACAAACUGAACAAGACAGGAUACAUGUGACUGAAUUAGACCAGUCACUGCCGGUUUGUCCUUGUGGGUUGGAAACCAUUCAAUGGGACAAUCGCUUUGUACCGCACACGUCUUCACAAGACCGUAUCUGCUAUGUCAGCUUUCUGGUACCCACAGGCUUUACUGGGGCAAGGGAGUGCUGUUAUCACCUGUCUUCCUUUUCUCUGGACACCACUCCUGAGACAGCAGGUCAUCUGGUCCUCUACCAUCCCCUGGUGAUGCGGUGGUCUCCCCUAUACAGAUCCGAGGACAGUUUACCUCGACAGUCCUGUUGUUUUUUUACCAGUCUCUGUGAUCUUUACGUGAAAUACCGACCAAUAUCAACAUGCACGUCAUCAAAGAACCUCACUGUGUCAUUCCUCUACGGAGAUCCGCAUAUUUUCACUUUUGAUGGAAUCGCCUACACCUUUAAUGGCUGGGGAGAGUACGUUAUUAUGAACAUGUACUCCACGAAAACUGGAAGUCUGAUGCAAACUAUACAAGGGCGAACUGCGCCGACGGAAAAUGACGCCGGUAGCUUCUCCAGAGCUACUGUGUACACAGCUUUUGCUCUUCGAGACUUCCAAACCAACGCAUCCGUACAGAUCGAGCUUUCAAGAGACAAACAGAGCUUGUUGCUGGUAGGUAAUGGUGUCGACUAUUCACUGCAGUUUCGUCAAAAUGAGCUCCAAGUUCAACACCCAAAUCUUGGAUUGCGAAAAUACGGAAACACCUUGGCUGUAACAUUCUUAUCUGGUGUAUGUGCCAACAUAUCAGUGUUGACACAGCUGCUAUACAUAUCAAUAGUUCUUCCCGAUGAUUUGAUAAAAGAGGUCACUACCACAGGCCUUCUGGGUGUCCUCGAUAAGAACACGUCCAAUGAAUUCACAACACCCACUGGGCAGGUUUUUCCUGCAAACAUGUCUGAAGAGGACAUCUACUACAACUUUGGCCAGACGUGGGUUGUGGAUGGCACGUCAUCUGUGUUCCGGUACCCUUCGGGUAAAAUGUGGACAGACUACAGCCAUCCGCACUAUGUCCCUGUCUUCACCGCCAACUUCACCACACAACAGAUGAAGGAUGCUCAGGGAAUAUGCCAGGACCACGUCCAGUGUGCUUUUGAUUACCUGGUUACAGGACAGCAAAGCGUUGCUGUUACAACUAAAAACGUGUCCAAGACAUUUCAGUCUGGAAGAGAAAUAGCAGGAAAUCUGCCUCCUCAGAUAUUCAACAUCAGCCGACUUAAUGCUGUGGUCAAUCAGCCGGUUGACCUGUUCGUGUUCGCUCUCGACCCCGAUGGCACAUCCGUAGAUUUCGAAGUGCCCGAAGACAUCCUAGUUCAGAAACUUGGUCCGACACAGAGUGAACAAACUAAUGCGAGACUGACUUGGAACCCGACCUCUCUGACACCGUCUGAUCUAAGGGUUCAUGUCACAGACAGCCUGGGUGGGGUUUCCCAAGAGUACCAGGUACCUGUCAGUCUUUGUCCGGGUUGUUCCAACCACGGCCGCUGUGACUUCAACACUACAGAUCUGACCGUGAAGGGCACGCCAGGAUUCCAGAUCGUCAUCUGUAACUGUGACACAGGAUGGACAGGUGCCCGUUGUGAAGUAGACUACAACGCCUGUCUUGAAUUCCCCUGCCCUGCCGGAACACAGUGUACUGACCUGACCCCUGAGGUGGAGGCACGAGAUGACAAAGCCUAUACCUGCAGCUCUUGUCCUAUGGGGUACACAUCAGCUAACAACAAAUGCACAGACAUCAAUGAAUGCUUAAACCCGAACGUGUGCUCUCAGCGUUGUCUAAACACACAAGGAAGCUAUGACUGUCAGUGUAACCCAGGUUACAGAAAGCAAGAUCAACAGUGUAUAAAUAUAAAUGAAUGCGAGGAAAGAACCGAUGGCUGUAAUCAGAUAUGUACGGAUCGCAAUGGAUCGUACACCUGUUCUUGUGGGACAGGAUUUGGGCUGGCUAAUGACGGAUUUACCUGUAAGAAAGAACCGAACGUUGACCCAUGUGGUGGCUUGGAAAACCCGUGCCAAUACGGCUGUGAAGUGGGACCCAGUGGGAAAGCCGAAUGCUUCUGUAGACGGGGCUUCACUCUGGCACAGGAUGGCUCCUGCCAAGAUAUCAACGAAUGUGUGGGAAACACGUGCUCGCAGAUGUGUACAAAUACAGAUGGUAGCUUUGUCUGUUCCUGUUUUGAUGGCUACCUGUUAGCGGCAGACAAGAGGACUUGUGAAGUGUGUGAUGCAUUACACUGGGGGACCGGCUGCUCCAAACUCUGUGACUGUGGUGUACACGGGGAGAGCUGUAGCCCGGUAUCGGGCUGUAUCUGUAGAGAGGGGUGGACAGGCAAAAACUGUAACACCGACAACGAUGAGUGUGAGACAGUGACAUGUAGCCAGGCGGAAGUCUGUGAGAAUUUACCUGGCACUUACAGAUGUGCAUGUCUACCAGGGUACAGAAGGGUAAAUGGAACCUGUACAGAUAUUGAUGAGUGUGACGUCAUCGGUUUGAACACCUGUCUUCAGAAAUGUACGAAUGUGCCAGGUAGUUAUGUCUGUCGUUGUCACAGUGAUUACCAGGGUAACGGAACUGUCUGCAUAGAUAUUGACGAAUGCUCUCUGGGAACACAUAAGUGUCAGCAUCUGUGUAUGAACCAUGAUGGCGGCUACAGCUGCGCCUGUCACACUGGCUACGUGCUAGAUGACGACAGAAGGACGUGUGUAGAUGAGUCUGGACUGUGUCAAAGGAAUAACCUGGACUGUGAACAGAUCUGUAAGAUCGACAUUGUGACGUGCGCUUGCUACUCCGGAUAUCACUGGAACGGCACUUCAUGCUUGAAUGUGGAUGAGUGUGUACAGUCCAAACCGUGUAAUCAUACCUGUCGUGACACGGACGGUGGUUACCAGUGCACCUGUCCUGAUGGACAUUAUCUGGAUAAUGACGGAGUCACCUGCACAGAAUGUGACGAUUACCAUUGGGGUAGAAACUGUGAGAAGCGAUGUGAUUGUGGUCCGGGUGCUAAGGGUUGUCUUCCCUUGCAAGGCUGUGUUUGUAACGCUGGGUGGAGCGGUAGUCGCUGUGACACUGAUCUACUGGAGUGUGACCAGGAUCCAUGUCCACAAGGACAAAUUUGCGUGGAAACUCCGGGAUCUUAUAGGUGUGCUUGUCCUGAUGGUUUUGUUAACAGCGAGUCAACGUGCUCGGAUAUUGACGAGUGUUCCAACUCUCACAGUUGUCCUCAACAUUGUGUGAACACGGCUGGUAGCUACCGGUGCCAGUGUUUUGUUGGAUUUAGAGAUAUAAAUCAGAAUGGAACAGCAUGUAUUGAUGUGGAUGAGUGUGAAGAAGUUAACAGAUGCCACCAGGAUUGUCUCAACAAUGCCGGCAGUUAUUCUUGUUCCUGUCGUCUGGGUUUUACAUUAGCCUCAGAUAUGCUUGGCUGCGUCAAAGAUACAACCACGGACCCGUGUGCUGGCAAAUCUAUGAACUGCUCCUAUGGCUGUAGUCUGGAGGGAGGUGAACCAAAGUGCUACUGUCCAAAUACAUAUUUACUAGCUGAUAACAACAUGACGUGCACAGCACUGAGGCAAAAUAGAUCUGCCAUUGUGUCGCUGGACUUGGACUUUCAGGAUGAAUGGAGAGACAAAGGUUCCACUUCGUACAAAUACCAAGCUUUUACAAUAAAGGAAGCGCUGUCUUUGACCUUUGAUGACAUGGUGAAUCUUGCUGGAGUCAUUGUUGUAAGAUUAGAACCCGGUUCAACAGUGGCAACAAUUGAUGUUACGUAUACUGGACCCAUUGGACUGGCGGAGACCACGUCUACAGUGAAGUCACUUCAGGAUCUGUACCGCCUUGGUCACCUGGUCCUAGACGGAAACAAGGUUAAUCUGACGGCGAUCCCGCGGGUGUUCAGUUUAAACAGAACUAGGAACUUUUCGGUUUUCGAUGAAAUCACUUGUGCGUGGGAUCCUUGUGCCAUUGAUAAGAUCUGUGUUAAGACCGGAAAUGGAGUAGAGUGCAGGAAUCAAACUACUGUAAAACCAAUAGAGGAAGAAUCUGAAGACUGGAAGAUUGGACUAGGGGUUGGCCUGUCUCUUGGACUGGCACUCAUCAUCGCAGCGGUGAUUGUUGCAUUGUAUCGUCGACAUGCCAAGGCAUCCAAGACUCCGACAAUCGUGGAUAGUGACUUAUUCCAUGUUGGCGACGCUUUCGGUUCUUGGAGUACUCAGUUUUCGUCCAAGAGAACUAAAACGACCGCGGGUGGUAUGGGAUUCGCUUUUAACAUUCGACAAUGGCAGCAGGCGAGAGACAUUGUUGACAGGGACGCGGAGGGAUCUGUAGACACUAACGAUGUGCCUUUCUCUGCUCACCCCUACCGGAAAGACGAUCUGAUCCGGUUUACCCCUGGGGCCUCGGCUUCACCCCAUCACUGGCCGGACCCUCACGGUGAUGAUGCACAACCCGGCCCCAGUGGAAACUUCUCGUGGGAUCACCUGUUUGAAACGCUACAGCCAGACCAAGAGUUCAAGAUUAAGAGGCCUCGUGUGGAACUGGAACCCACGGCACCUUUUCAGGAUCCAACUCGACAUGGGCUAAGAGGGAGCGACAACUAUUUUUAGACUUUCGACGUUUGAACAAGAGUUAAAAUGCAAUUUAUGAAGUCAACUUGUUUCAUGGUAUUGCUAUAAUGGAAAUUAUUCCAUUUUUAGUAUACCUACAGAGAUGACGAGUCUGAGUGGUUAGAUUCCCUUAUAUUUGCAUACUUUUAUUACGAACUAAAAUAGCAAACUCAAGAAUAUUUCAGUUAUACGACGGCGCCCAUCAUUAUGGUGGGAAGAAACCGGGCACAGCCCGGGAGAAACCCACGACCAUUUACAGGUUGCUGCAAGACCUUGUAAAUCUAUAUUGGUACAUUCUUUGGAAAUGUAGAAUUAUGUUUGUCCAGUAUAUCUGAUGUAAUAGUCGGAAAUAUUAGCGAUAGUAGGUUUUGGGUUGUAGCCAUAAAUUUAGUCCUGUAUUCUGUAACUAUAAUUAAUCUAAUUAAUCUAAUGUUAACGAUGAUGGUCUCUGUUUCCAAUAACCUUUUCACAAUUGCGUUCCAUUUUUUAUUUUAUUAUAGUAAAUAUAUUUAAAUUUAAUUUGAUAAAUUAGAUACCUUUGUAUAAUUUUCACUAAUUUUAAUAUAUUGGUGUGACAGUGCUCUAUUUCUGAUGGCUAUGGGUUUUUUUUUGUUGUAUGUCACUGGCAAGAGAACGAAUUUUAGUG
Molecule: messenger RNA, 14244 nt
Organism: Liolophura sinensis
Lineage: Eukaryota; Metazoa; Mollusca; Polyplacophora; Chitonida; Chitonidae
Biological process (GO): cell-matrix adhesion
Molecular function (GO): calcium ion binding
Source: RefSeq, a predicted model, not a curated record